CGGGUAUGAUACGACGCCGUACUGGCGAACUAUAAAACAAGGAUUUGCUGCUCCAGAUUAGAAUCAAGAAUCAAAAGCAAUUAAUCGCCGUUUUUCUUCUUCAUUCUCUCUCUGUUUAAGCCUGAAUUGUAUGGCCGCCAAUUCGAGGAGCGCAGGAGCGAUCGCCGGCUUGGGAAAACGAAUCACAAACCAGAUCUGUACCAGCGAUUCUGCGAUCUCCUCCUCUGCUCUGAAGUUCAGGGCAGCUCACACCUCAGCGUAUGACAAAAACCCCGACGAGCAAGUCCGACCAAGCAUAGUCCCUGAUGAUGUGAUUCAGCCUCAAGCUGCUGAAAAGUACUGGGCUCCUCAUCCACACACCGGCGUUUUUGGGCCAGAGGCCGAACAGCCUACUGCAGCGGUGGCAACCCGUGCUGCAGAUGGUGGCAACCACGCUGCUGUGGAGGAGGAAAAGGCUUGGUUCCGACCAACAAGUCUGGAGGAUUCCGAGAAACCCCACGGGUUUUAGGGCCGGCCAUAAUAAGGCAUUGUUGUUCUUCUGGCCAUCCGAAAGUAGACAACAAAGUAGCCAACUAAAAAGGUACUAAAUAAAGGAGAUGGUUGUUUGUGUUUUGCUGUACUAAGGGUUUGGAGUCUUGAGUUACUUGAGGUUGAGGCAAUCUGGCUAGGAUACUUCGUCUCAGCUUGUUAUAUGUUAUUCUACCAAACUUUAUUUUGACUAUGAUGCUUUAGUGCAGGUUUAUAACUAUUCCUCA
This is a messenger RNA of Cucurbita maxima (winter squash), 755 nucleotides long. Its product is annotated as late embryogenesis abundant protein At5g17165-like. The coding region runs from base 131 to 508 and encodes 125 amino acids. NCBI's taxonomy places the organism in Eukaryota, Viridiplantae, Streptophyta, Magnoliopsida, Cucurbitales, Cucurbitaceae. The record is from RefSeq and is a predicted model, not a curated record. The transcript is spliced from 2 exons.